Molecule: messenger RNA, 834 nt
Organism: Mesorhabditis belari
Lineage: Eukaryota; Metazoa; Nematoda; Chromadorea; Rhabditida; Rhabditidae
Source: the annotation of a GenBank genome assembly
AUGGCACAACCGAAUCGCGAGGAGCGUGGCAAGCUUUAUCGAGGAAAUUGGGAUGCAUUGAAUUUCGACCGACGUGCCCCCGAAUUCUUCUGGGAGAUUUUCUGCGCUCAAUGCGACAAAGCAAUUACAAGAGAUUACAUUAUUGAGGUGGUCACUCAAACAGGUGGAUUGACGUACGAGGAAGCCGACGCGUUGUGCAAAGCGGCAAACAGUAACAGUCAGCUGGCAUCGAUUCAUUCGCCAGUCGAGGACCAAUUUAUCAUCGACAUCUCAGCAAUGGCCACUACAACCUCGCAAUACCAGACGCUUCUCGGGGGGAAACGAGUGGAAAACGGUUGGCAAUGGUCUGAUGGCACAGCCUUCGACUAUACAAACUUUGCCGCCGAUGGGAACACGGGAAGGCAAUGUGUUCAAUCGCCGAAGAAUCCAGCGACGAAGCCGGCCGAGUGCUCGCUGGGCUGGUACUACGAUAGACGCUUCAACAGCUGCUACAAGGUGGUGACCCCAAAUAGCAGUAUUCUGGACUUCAACAGUGCAAACGAGGUCUGCCAGAACGCCAGCGCACAGCUAGCAUCGAUACACUCGGCAGAGGAGAAUGAGCUGAUUGUUGCUCUCGCCAGCGAUCUUUCCCUUACGGUAUCGGUCAUUAGCUACCAAACUUUGCUUGGAGCACGACGAGUCGACAAUACCUGGACAUGGACUGAUGGGACUCCGUUCGACUACAAUAACAUUCUCGCCGAUGCCGAUUAUAAUUAUAUACCGUGCCUUCAACUCUGGGCGACGAACACAACGGUCAUUUGCUUCACCCAUUACAGCGCUCUAAACACAUUAUUG